GAAUACCAAGGAACUCAAAGGUAUUGCGGCGGCGAUCUCGCGAUCUCAAGGUUUAAUCUAUUCAACGUCAAGCGCGGGUCGAAGCUUAUCAGGCGACAUUUCGGGCAACUGGUAGUCGACGAACAAUAGACAGCCUCGAACGAGAGACAUUCACCGGACUAGUCGCUCUCGGGGGCCAGAACAACUACAAUGACUUGUCAGGUAAGCAAGCCGCACAUCCCGCCUGUCUUAUCGCGGGAGACCCAAAUAGCGCCAGGGGUAAACAUGCCGUCUGUGUUUCAGGUUCGGACGACCAGAAGGGGGGGAGGAACGAGAACUCCAGGGUCGGCACUGGUUGGACGAACAGCCCAGAACAGCGAUGUCCUCCCUAGGGUUUAGAUUAAGCUCGGGUUUCGAUUUGGGACGAAAAAAGACGGACGGGCGAGGAUCUUGUUCCUCCCCCCCCCUCCAGACCACCCAGGAACAAGCGAAUAGGCAGAAAGGGCAACGGCGCAACAAGGGCAGCGAAGGGGGUGAACGCGCCAACAGCCAAAACCAGGCCCUCGACCCGGGCUGGGCGCUUCAACCGCGUAGCCGAAGCUGCAAGGCACGCAUCCCGCAAUUUAGACACAACAGCGGCCAUCCCCACAACGUUAACCCUUUUCGAGAUUAUUGCUCCAAUGAAAGACGGUGGACCGACGGCCUUGAUGCCAGGCAGGUACGCAGGGCCAGGGCCAUAAUUGGGUUUGGGAGGGCGGUUGUUUGCCUGCGGGAGAGGGUUUCCCAUUCAGUCCUGACGACUUCCCCCCCCCCACCCUUGCCCGUCGAGAUUAACUCUCGUUCGAGGUUGAGACAUCCCCGGUGCUUAAUUGAACCGGUGAGGCGGUGUCAGUCGUCGUCUUUGGGGCCAGCGGGACGGUCGGUGGAUUGGGAAACGGCUCUUGCGGUCCCCCUAUCCAGAAUUUAGACUUGGCGGUCCCAUUUUGGCCUGACCAUGCCCGCGGUGGGGGGAUGCGAGUGCGAUGCGAGGAAGAGUCUAUGGCGAAGAGAAGCGAGAGGCGGGACCGGGGGGGAGGGGGGGAUCGAGAGUUGGCGAGGCAUACAUAUAUACUCAUGUCUGCUCUCGUCGACAAGAAGAGUUUCCUUUGAUUCUCUUCAUCAGCUUUCAGUCACUCAUCCGUCCACUCUUUACUUUCAGUCAUUCUCUCACCUCGACGCCGGCGUCACUUCACUCAUUUUCUCACCAUUUUUGUGUGUGCAUACGCUUCUAACGCCCGGAAUCACCGUCCUUCUUUACCAAAAAAACAACAACCAACCCAACCGUCAAGAUGAAGUCUUACGCUGCCCUCGCCCUUACCGCCUCCAUGGCCAACAUGGUUGCCGGUCACGCCAUCUUCCAGCAACUCUGGGUCAACGGCGCCGACCAGGAGUCCAGCUGCGUCCGCAUGCCUGCCUCCAACUCCCCCAUCGAGGACCCCACCUCCAACAACAUGCGCUGCAACGCCGGCUCGGCGGCCGCCACCUCCACCUGCGGCGUCAAGGCCGGUGACACCGUCACCGUCGAGAUGCACCAGCACAACGACCGCGACUGCACCAAGGAGGCCAUCGGCGGCGCCCACCACGGCCCCGUCAUGGCCUACCUGAGCGCCGUCGACGACGCCGCCGCCGCCGACGGCUCCACCCCCUUCUUCAAGAUCUUCGAGUCGGGCUACUUCGCCGAGAACAAGACCUGGGGCAACGACCUCAUCAACGAGGGCUGCGGCAAGCAGAGCUUCACCAUCCCCUCUGACAUCGCCCCCGGUGACUACCUCCUCCGCGCCGAGACCGUCGCCCUCCACGCCGCCGGCUCCGCCAACGGCGCCCAGUACUACAUGUCCUGCUAUCAAUUGAAGAUUGAGGGAACUGGAACUGCUAAGCCUGAGGGUGUCUCGUUCCCCGGUGCGUACAAGGCCACCGACCCCGGUCUGUUGAUCAACAUCUACAACACCAUCACCGAUUACGUCAUCCCCGGCCCCGCUGUUUACGGCGGCGGCUCCGGCUCCGGCUCCGGCUCUGGCUCCGCUCCUGCCCCCUCUGCCCCUGCUGCUUCUGCCCCCGCUGCCUCUGCUCCGGCUGCUGCCCCUACCUCUGCUCCCCCGGCUGCCAGCAGCGCCGCCGCUGCCCCUACCACCCUCGUCACCAAGCCUGCCUCCAGCGCUCCUGCUGCCGCCCCCACCGCUCCUGCCAGCCCUGCUCCCAGCACUGGCGCCGGUGCCGGCUGCAAGAAGCGCCGUGCCCGCAAGGCCCGCCGCUCCGCCAAGUACUAAGUUCGCUUAUGCUCGAUAUCCGGGCGUGCGAGUUGAAAGUGUGGUAAAAAAGACAGGGUUCCUCAUCCAGAAGGGGAGGGACGUGUAUCUUUCCAGGUAGAUAUUAGAAGUGUUCAUGUACAUAGUAUACCGCGUAAUUCUGCGAUUUACGCCCUUUUGAGUGGCACCAGACAAUACAACAAGACUUUUUCCUUGUUCAA
Messenger RNA from Colletotrichum destructivum, 2485 nucleotides. Its product is annotated as Putative auxiliary Activity family 9. The coding region runs from base 1308 to 2285 and encodes 325 amino acids. The transcript has 3 exons. The record is from RefSeq and is a predicted model, not a curated record. NCBI's taxonomy places the organism in Eukaryota, Fungi, Ascomycota, Sordariomycetes, Glomerellales, Glomerellaceae.